AGAAAGAGAACGAUAAUAGAGUGAGGCGCGCGCGCGCGCGCGCGAGAGAGAGCGAUUACCGGAGCGCAAUUUCAACACGUAGGCUCGGAUAAGCCGGAGGAUUAAAACCGGAUGAAAGAGCGGGCCACCUGAAUCGAGUGCUUCACAGACAUCCGAGCGCGCGUGGAGUCGACAUCGAGCUUUCUCUUCUCUCUAUCUCUCUCUCUCUCUCUCUCUCUCCUCUUCUUCGCCAGCCCGAAGAUGCUGCUGCUCGCGAAGAGGAGAUCGUUACUGCUGCUGCUGCUGCUGCUGGUGACCGGUAUCGUUUACGCGUCGAUCGGUUCGGCCGGUGCCAUCCACGCGCAGCACUGCAAGAAGACUCUGAGGAACAAGAUGUUCGAGCUCUGCAGCGGAGGCUUCAGGAGCAAGAGGAGCCCCGCGCAGAUCGACGCCCUGGAUCCAGCUGCCGAUUUCGCAAGCGUGAUCGAGGAAAGCCACGCGAGAAAGCGCCAGAUAAUGUCGAUAAGGGAGAUCAUCGUGUCGUCGAGGGUACCGAUCCCGGACAUGGAGUACCGAGCAGUGCCGCCGAGUCUCUGGGCUAGACAGGGGGAUUCGUCUCCGCCUGCGCUCGACGAGUCCGCCCCUCAGCCGCGGCGACGUUUGGAGCCACUGCCCCAGGAAUCGGGAAGCCACGUGGGCUUCGACAUCAGCUACGAUGAGAUGCUGGAGCUGUACAACGAGAUCUACGGGAGAUCGGGAAGAGCGACGUCGGACGCUUGGAUGGCAGCCGCCUACGAGUGCUGCAAGAACGAGGAGCUCUGCUUAAUCAAGAAGAGCAUCGAUCUGCCUUGUCCCUGGUAGCUGUGCAGAUUCUAUAGCCAGAUUUCAUUCGAUCGUUUUUCUUGUUCAAAAACUGUGAUAAACCAUUAAAUUUAUUUUUUUGCAAAAACCUGACUAGAAACUAGAACUCAUCACCAUCGGACUCGUCUCUACUAUACACUCAUUCCCAUUCUUAGUCGAUAAAGCACUCGUUACCAAACCGUAUCCUGCGGAUCUCCGUCUCGGACCAUCGGAAUUGGCAUAUAUCUAUAUAACGACACUCGUUACUUAAUGUUGUCGCGAGAAAUCAAAAUCGUCAACGCGACGACGCAACGAUCGUAUAUAGCCGGUCAAUUAUCGCGGGUAGACAGAAAUCGGCAGUGUACAAACAUAUUUAUUGCGAUUGGAAUAAUACGCUACAUACUUAUUAUGAGCGCGCACGUGUCACAAUAAGUGUAUCAUCAGCGUGUUGGUUAUAUUUGUACAUUUGUGCGUCGAAGAUUAUCAUCGAACGGAAAAACAUUGUUGUAAAUACAGGCAGUAUAUAAUUAUAUAAGAAGGAAUAAAACAAAAAAUAAAAGCCCAA
This is a messenger RNA of Nasonia vitripennis (jewel wasp), 1384 nucleotides long. RefSeq lists its product as uncharacterized. NCBI's taxonomy places the organism in Eukaryota, Metazoa, Arthropoda, Insecta, Hymenoptera, Pteromalidae. The record is from RefSeq and is a predicted model, not a curated record. The transcript has 3 exons. The coding region runs from base 241 to 840 and encodes 199 amino acids.